AAGGAGCGAGGGGGGCAAGUGGGGGACCAGCACCAGCACCAUGAGACGGCGAGCUGGCCUAGGGGGCAACAUGAGGUCAGUCGUGGGCUUCUUGUCCCAGAGGGGCUUGCAGGGAGACCCUCUGCUCACCCAGGACUUUCAGCGGAGGCGCCUGCGAGGCUGUAGAAACCUCUACAAGAAGGAUCUGCUGGGCCACUUCGGUUGUGUCAAUGCCAUUGAAUUCUCCAACAAUGGAGGCCAAUGGCUGGUCUCAGGUGGAGAUGACCGUCGAGUUCUGCUCUGGCAUAUGGAACAAGCAAUCCACUCCAGGGUCAAGCCUGUUCAACUGAAAGGAGAACAUCACUCUAAUAUCUUCUGCCUGGCUUUUAAUAGUGGUAACACCAGAAUCUUUUCUGGAGGUAAUGAUGAACAGGUUUUGCUUCAUGAUGUCCAAAGUGGUGAAACUCUGGAUGUGUUUGCCCAUGAAGAUGCAGUCUAUGGACUGUCCGUGAGCCCAGUUGAUGAUAAUGUUUUUGCAAGCUCAUCUGAUGAUGGUCGAGUUCUCAUUUGGGAUAUCAGAGAGUCUUCUCAGGGAGAGCCCUUUUGCUUGGCAAAUUAUCCUUCUGCCUUUCAUAGUGUGAUGUUCAAUCCAGUGGAGCCUAGAUUACUGGCCACUGCCAACUCAAAAGAAGGUGUUGGGCUUUGGGAUAUUCGAAAACCUCAAAGUUCCUUGCUCCGGUAUGGUGGGAAUCUGUCACUUCAGAGUGCCAUGAGUGUGAGAUUUAACAGCAACGGAACGCAGCUGCUUGCUCUCAGGCGUCGGUUGCCACCAGUCCUCUAUGACAUCCAUUCCCGUCUGCCUGUCUUCCAGUUUGACAACCAGGGUUAUUUUAACUCUUGUACCAUGAAAAGCUGCUGUUUUGCAGGAGAUCGUGAUCAGUACAUUCUCUCGGGGUCUGAUGACUUCAAUUUAUACAUGUGGAGAAUUCCUCCAGAUCCUGAAGCUGGUGGAAUUGGCAGAGUGGUUAAUGGGGCCUUUAUGGUGCUGAAAGGUCACCGUUCAAUUGUAAACCAAGUUCGAUUUAAUCCUCACACGUAUAUGAUCUGCUCUUCUGGUGUGGAAAAAAUUAUAAAGAUUUGGAGCCCUUAUCGACAACCUGGUGGUACGGGAGAUCUUGAUGGUAAAAUUGAAGAUGAUUCACGUUGUCUCUAUACACAUGAGGAGUACAUUAAUCUUGUAUUGAACAGUGGCAGUGGCCUGUCUCAUGAUUAUGCCAAUCAGUCAGUCCAAGAGGACCCACGAAUGAUGGCCUUCUUUGACUCCUUGGUUCGCCGAGAAAUUGAGGGGUGGAGUUCUGACUCUGACAGUGACCUCAGUGAAAGUACUAUCCUGCAGCUCCAUGCUGGAGUAAGUGAACGCUCUGGCUAUAGUGAAUCUGAGUCCUCUACUUCUCUGCAUCACUCCCCACCUCAUAUGAUAGAAGAAUCUGAUGAACCUGCCUAUAACUUGGGAACUUUGAGAUCCACUGAAUCUCCAUCACCCAGAGAAGCUGCAGCUUCUCGUCAGCAACGGUUAUCUGCACUUAGGAGAUAUCAAGACAAACGCCUCCUAGCCCUUUCCAAUGAAUCUGAUUCUGAUGAAAACACCUGCGAGACCGAGCUGGAUGCUGAUCUUUUCCCAAGACCAAGGUCACCUAGUCCUGAAGAGAAUGAUUCAAGCAGCUCCAGCAGUAGCAGCAGCACAGAAGAUGAUGACGAAUUGAAUGAGAGACGUGCUUUAACCAGGCAGCGCAAUGCUCAGAGACGUAGACAAAGACAAAAGCCACAAAAGGAAGAAAGGACUAGUGCAAAUGCAGGAAACACAAGUACCUAUAUAGGUGAAGACCUUUAUGAUUAUCCCCAAAUCAAAGUGGAUGAUCUCUCUGCUUCUCCAGCUUCAUCACCUGAAAGAAGUGCUGGAAAUACAGAGGUUCGUAAAGAAAAGAUUUUUCCUUGUUCUGAGAGUGAAUCAGUAGAUAGGAAGCUCUAUAAAGCUUUUCGUUGGCUUCACUACAUGUCUUAUGCGGCUAAUAAAGAUGGUGAAUCUUCAUGUGGAGGUGGAGAAAGUGAAGGAAGACCAGGAACUAGUAGAAAAGCUCUUAGCAGUCAAGAUUCUUCUGCUGCUGAAAGCUAUAACAAAGACAUUUUCAAGGAUUGUAACCCAGCAGAAACUUCUAGAAAUGUUCAAGAACAUGAAUGUGAUAAUCAACGACAGGUGGAAAACCAGGAAACUCUAGCCCAGGAUACUGGGAGUAGUGGAUCUAUAGAGCAUUCUUUUGAAGCUAAGAAGCUCAACGGAAAAGCCAUUUGCAAAGAAAGAGUUAGUUGCACUGAGGAGUCAUGCAAUCAACCUUCAGGAUUUGUGGAACAGAAAAAUAGCCAGAAUUGUCAAACAACAUCCAGCCACAACCCACUGGCUGUUUCUAAGGAUUCAUUUUCUACUCCUGCCAAUGGUAACACAUCUGGAAAUUUAUCUAGAAACCAAACAGAAGACAAUGAGGAUAGGAACACUGACAAUUCCUGUACAAACUACAGUAAUGGCCAUAUACACUCUUGUUCUCCUUACCUUAAUAAUGGACAGAAUUUUGGAGAGCAGGAGGUUCUGGGUCAAGGAAGACAAUUACACUUAAAUGUUGAUAAAGGCAGCGGCUUUGUGCAGACGUGCACAUCCUUGCACAAGGAAUGCUGCCUGUCCGCAACAGACUCUUCCAGUCACAGCACGAGCAUGAAAGAGGAGGUUGCUGAAUUGCAUCCCGCAGACAGUGAUGGCUCACAAAACCAUGGACGACAGAAAAGGCACAGAGCAGAGUUUGAAGACACAGAUUCUGAGAGGUCUUCCUCAGAAAAGAAGUUGAAAACACACACAGUCUGGUUCUGAAAUGUUGCAUUUCCAACUCUUCAUUCCAUUCUUCAGUGGGUCUGUUUUAAAUUGACAGGGGCUAUGUUGUAUAAAAAUCUAAUCAACUUCUUUAAAAUAAGACUGAGUAUAGUGUACCCUUACAAGGUUUUGCUCAAGUAAACACUGAUUCAGACAGUUGACUUUUUCUUGUGUGAUGUGUGGUGUUUGUUCAGCCAGCUACUUAAAGUAGCUAUUGUACAUUUUAUUCUAAAAAUAUAAUUCUUAGAGUGUUAAUACUAAGGGGGGGGGGUGUUUCAGUCUGAGUUGAAUGAUAGGCAAAUGACAUCCUACAAAUGAUGCUUUUUGGAGCAUGGUUUCUGUUUAAGAAAACAGACAAAUUUGGAUGCAGCCUUUAAAACCUCUCAUGCUUCUGAAAUCUUAAAGGAGUUUAAUUUGGAAGCAACCUCAUGGUUUAUGUAUGUGAAGUAACAUCAACAGCUGUUAUGAACUUGUAAUCCAUUACUCAUAUAUGAAGUUUUGUUGGAACUAAAGACUGUAAGGUAGCAUCCAUAAUGAUCUUUCUUUUUUUUCUCUCAAACUAACUUUUUCCCAUUAUAUAAUAACAACAGUAACCAUGUUGAAUGGAUUGGGAAGUAGAUUCACUUCCAGUCAAAAUUUGUUGCAGUAUGAUCCAGAAGGAGCCAUUGCAAUUCUUGACUUCCCCAGACUAUGAUCUAAUUACAAAAUAGCUUUUAUCUCUGUGACAUUAACAGCAGAGCCUAGAGAAGGUGGUUAGUCAUUUCAGAGGAGGAGAAAGAUACAUAAUGGUGUACCUAACAGAGUUUAAACUGAUUCUUGAGAUUUGAUUUUUUUUCCCUUCAUUUUUUUUUUUAAAAGACGAACUGGUCUUAUUCAGAACAGUUGCCUAAACUUGAGGCAUCCUUGUUUUACAGUCUUGCACUAUAUUACACAUAGUGCAGAUUGAUGUAUGGUUUCAAAUUAAACAAAUAUUUUUGUCUGUA
Molecule: messenger RNA, 3879 nt
Organism: Pantherophis guttatus
Lineage: Eukaryota; Metazoa; Chordata; Lepidosauria; Squamata; Colubridae
Gene: DCAF5
Product: DDB1 and CUL4 associated factor 5
Biological process (GO): negative regulation of fatty acid biosynthetic process
Cellular component (GO): Cul4-RING E3 ubiquitin ligase complex; cytoplasm
Molecular function (GO): protein binding
Source: RefSeq, a predicted model, not a curated record